Trypanosoma cruzi is the source of this 3663-nucleotide messenger RNA. RefSeq lists its product as uncharacterized. The transcript has a single exon. Bases 1 to 3663 code for a protein of 1220 amino acids. Lineage: Eukaryota; Euglenozoa; Kinetoplastea; Trypanosomatida; Trypanosomatidae. The record is from RefSeq and is a predicted model, not a curated record.
AUGGUUUCGAGAGGGGAUGCAACCAUAAAAGUGCGACCGAAGUAUGGUUGCGGCAACCGCCGCAAAGGGGUUGAUAAAACUUGUAGGCAAUACCAACCGUCGAGUCAAUGCUCUUCAGCGUCUCUUAAAUUGUCUAAUGCGCUUUGUUCGAUGGGACCAUACACAUACAUUGUGCGUCAACCAGAGCGGAUGAAAUUGCCCGGGGAGAGUUGGUGCACUGCAGUUAGCGACAGCGAAGUGCAAACUCAGUUUUGUGUGGGACCCCGCGGUGCUGAUGGGCGGAGACCAAAACAGGAAAAGAAUCAGGAUGAAGAGGCACCACUGUGGAUAUCGCCUGUUCUCCCGCAGCGGCAAGGAGCAAAGGAAGGUCUCUCGAAAGAGGCAUCCGGUACGCCUGAAACACCGGCCUUCUUUCCGCUGCCACAGUCUCCGAUGCCGGUUUGCGUCGAUGCCAGCAAGAGUUGCAUCAACAACAGCAGCAAGCAGGAACAGAGGCGAAAAAACACAUUAUCGCAAAAACCACAGCAGCGUGGUGUUAGCACCUCUGCACCCUCAAUCACACUUUUGACGGAGCUUCUUAGUCGAAUUCAGCAACAACAUGAGACGGGACUCUCUUUAUCCUCUUGCACAGCCCGAAGUAAAGCAUCUCCAGAGGAGAAAGGACCGUGGAAUUCACCCUGGCAACAACAUCAUCAUCAAGAGCAGGAGCAGCAGCAACAGCAAAGUUCUUGUGGUUGUCUUGCGGCCUCACGAUUGUACGGCGAUAUUGAGGAAGAAGUUAAUGCUCACCAACGCCGAGCUUCCCGACUUUGUAGUAACCAGGCACCGGAGUUUAUUGGAAUUGAUGCGGAAAGAGAAGAGGGUCUUUGCACGGAGAGCGAUCCAUCUCCGUUGGCGAGGGCCUCCGAUGGCCAUGGCGCCAGCCUCAACACGUUGGAGCGGGGAGACCGAUCGUUGUGCGGUAUCAGGGAUGAUGAGAAGCGCUUCUGUCGUUGGAUUGCGGACCGAGGAUUGCUCCCCAACGAAGACACGGCCGCGCACCGGACCUUUAUAGACUACUUGAAGAAGAAAGCAGAUCGCUUGGAGCGUGACUACGAUGAACUUUUUUGGUCUUUUCGUCAGCCUCCUCCUCCUCCUCCUCCGAGACUAGAAAAGGAGGAACGCUGCCAUUGGCAAGAUUAUCUCUCGCGGCAAGAAGAGACAUUGCGAAAACCAUUAAGUGGUGCAACGUUUGGCGUGGAAGAGCAAGAGCCGUUCGGUGAUCAUCCGUACAGUAUCGAUGCAAAUGUAGUUGUGGGUGUAGUCUCAGGUUCCACAUUUGCCCCACCGAAGUCCAUGAUGAAUGGAAAGGUGAAUCGGGACCCUGUUUUUAGUGGAGGUAAGGAAUUGCCUCGUGAUACGCCAACAGCAUCGACGUUCUGUUGCCGUGGAGAUGCCUCGGAAAAAAAGGGGUUUUCACGUUCAGUAGGAAGCCCUCGAUUGUCUGCAAGAAAAUCGAACAGCCGCAAAAAACUUUGCGAUAUUUCUUUGUUCUACACCGGGAAUUCAAUCGCGACGACGACGACGACGAAGACGGACAAAAGAUGGAGAAAAAAAAAUGACGGACGCUUAUCAUCCCUUUCAUCUUCUUCUUAUUCGGCGCACGAGGAGCAAGCGAGGAAUCACCAGGGUCACCAUUCUGUAAGAGAAAGAGGCACAUCACCUCCAUCGCCGCAGGAGGAAGUGCGCCAAAAGAGGGAGGAGGAGGAGAAGCACCGCGGUGAAAAAAAAGGAAGUGAUGUUUCCAGACCCAUGGAACAAAAGCUGGACAUUUUGGCUGUGAAUGAUGCCGCUUCUACCGCUGCCACUCCCGCCGCUUCCCGCGUCUUCAGACCUCCAGAUGAAUCUCACUUUCAUGCGGCUGCGCCCAAACGCACUUUUUCUUUUCCAACCGUUUCUGGUAUUGAGGAUGUCUCCGCGGUGAUUCGACUGCGCAAUUACUGUCAUCAGCUGGAUAAGGAGCUUGUGCAAUUGUUUCGUGCGGGUGCUGCACGACACGAGCGGGCUGACGCCGAUAAAGACUUGAUUGCAGCUGCUGACGGGGCAAGGACGCGAGAGUCUUUACAAGCAGCACAACGCGUGCAUAAAAAAACAACAGCGGCAACAGAUCUUACUCGUCACCGUCCCAUCGUAUUAUCUCCUUCCCCACCACCACCACCACCUUCAUCUUUGCCAACCGCCUCCGCGCUGAUUGCACGCCGUCCCCACGAGGCCACAGAGGAUGCUAUCGAUUAUAACGCAUCAACUCAAUUUAAUGUAUCGUCUGUCUCUUUCCCUUCUUACGAUGAGCGUGGUUCACCCUGCGUGGCAAAUCACGGCGAAUCGCGGAAAGAAUACGAUGCUGCAAAGGUAUUGGACCAUAAAACACUUCCAGGGAUGCCGGUAGAUGCCACCACUGGGCAAAUUACACCCCCAGAAUCUUUGAUACCUUCUGCUUUGGGUCAGGACGUUAGGCGGUGUAGUCGUGGCGACCAAGGCUUACUAUCGCCAUCCACUUCAUUUUUUUCUUCACGUCGCAUCAGUCCCAUGCCGCAUGAAGUACGCACGACAACGCCGUCCGGUGUCAUCAAGGAAAUGGAGCGUAGGCGGCCUCUCACUGCCUACCGGGUAUCCAGUGUUAAUCAGUCCAUACAUCAUACACCUCCACGAUUGCUAGUCCACAGUGAAAAUUUGUCCGAGAAUGUCGUGAGUGACCGGGAUGCAAACCUUCCGUAUACCCAUUUGGAAUGCUCUUAUGAUAAAAGUGUCAUGGAUUCCCCGCCAAUGCUAAAGGGGGAUGUACCGGCUGCGGUGCCAACCUUGAAUGCGGGAUUAAAUUGUGGACAUCUUAUCGAGUCGGAUGUUGCACCGGAGCAUCCGAACAGGAAUAUAACCCUAUCCCCAUUUCUUAAAAAGGAACUGGCAUCUGCGGAGGAUAUAAGUGGGAAUGCCAAGUCUCAGGAACUGACGAGGCCAUCAACUGCACAUGAAACGAGAAUGCCACCAGAGGGUUUAAAGACACAUCCAAGUCAAAAAAUACCCGAAUUAGCCAGUCGCCAGCUGCAUCUCCUUCCGUCUAAGGGGGAUAGUGAAACUCCAUCAAUACACUCGAUUCACAAUCUAACAAAAAGACCGGGGAGCACGCGGAAAAAUGGAGGGCCUGGAAGCGUUACAUGGAGUAGUAGUAGUAGUAGUAGUAGUAGUAGUAGUAGUAAUAUUGGUGGUAGUGGUGGGAAAAACAUUAUUGGCGUUGACGUAAAGAAAAAAGAUGCGCUUUCCCGGAAUCCAGUGGAGCGAAGACGUUUUAGUAUUCUGGUGGGAGGUUCCUCAUCCUCGGCGGCAACGCCAAUCGCCAAUUUGCGCUCUUCUUUGGGGGAAAAAAACAGAGUUGACGGCAAUCGGGCCAGUAAGAGAGAGAAAACUGGCAGCAGAAGUUUUUUAAGAGGAGGCGGGGAAUUGCCGGUGGUUGAGGAGGGAGUUGGCAGCCAUUAUGUUGCACCACGGAGAAAUUCAAAUCCUUUUUUUGUGGGCGUGUUGAACCCUGGGAAUGGCAAUGAGAAUCACCACAAGGUGGUGGAGCGUCGCGAGGGAGGAACGAGUGUCUCUCGUUCCCGUCGUUUCGGUGUUUCCAAGGCUAUUCGCUAA